CGCUCCUUCAAAAUACAGGACCCCUCUAACCUGCAGGAAAACAGUGGAUUUUAUCGGUCGUAACGAGGACCAAUAAGAGGCGGCGGUAAAUGUCACAACGUUACCGGGAAAACACCACCAUUCCGGGAUAAAACGCUGACAAACCGGGUCACGGAGUAAUGUCUCUGAGUUUUACUUUGUCAGCCGCAUCUGUUAACCGGAAAAAAUUGAACAACAUUAGCGUGACGCAUGCUAGCUUGACUGUUGCUAUCCCGUGGAUAAGGGAGUUUUUUUCUCACAUUUCUGAAUAAAAUCGCGUCCAGUUUACCUUACAGCACACUGGAGUUCCCCUAAGACAACUGGGGGAAGUCUUACAGAGACCACACAGCCGCUGGAUAUACAUUAGGACUGGGUGGAGAAGAUGUCUUCGCCUGUGUACUACAGCCAUGACAGUGCUAUCCGCUUCAAGAAGAGAAAAGCUCGUUUUUCUUUCAGUGAAGUCCAUGUGCUGCUGGAUGAAGUGAGGAAGAAUCGGGCUGUAGUUGUGGGCAAAUUCAACCGAGGUGUCCCGACUGACUCAAAGAAGCGCACAUGGGCGGAGAUAACUGCACGUGUCAAUGACAUUGGGGAGUGCCAACGUGAGGUCAUAGAGGUCAUCAAGAAAUGGUCUGAUCUGAAGUGCGACACCAAACGCAAAGUGGCGGCCAUGCGGUCGGGGACCGUGCCCAACAGAGGACUCAACUCACGUCUUUCCCGAGACCUCACUCAGACGGAGAAGAUAGUCCUUCAGAUUCUAGAGAUGGAUGAAGACGACCAGAGCCCCGGCGAUUUCGGUCCGCUGGGAGAUGAUGAUGAUGUUCCUGAGGAAGAGGAGGAGAUCGAAGAGGAGGAUAUGAUGGGAAUGCAGAGUUCUCCUAACGGUGGGGUUGACAUGGCGUCCAUGCCCCCACCGCCUUCCUACAGUAUGAAGGGCUUCAUGAAUUCAGGGGACUCAUCACAGCCAGCUUAUGAUGUGCAGUAUGAGCUACCCCCAACAGAAGAUACUGAAGCCGCAUUUGGAGAUUCAGAUGACGAUCAAAGAGAAGAUGUGCUUCCCCCCACCCAGCCAGCAAAAUCAGCCGAAGUGCAUCAAGUGAACAAUGGCAUCCAUAAACACAUGCAACCUCAGAUGCCUGGAGCGCCGGCAUCAGCGGCCACGCUUCCUACGACCGGUCAGCUGCCACACAACUCCAGGGACAGCCUGCUGCAGAACGCCGCCCUGAGCCUGCAGGAGCAGCAUGCCACCAACAUGCUGCUGGAGACCGUGUCGCGCUCGCUGGAGCUGCUGGCCGAGUCGGUGCAGCAGCUGGCAGAGACUCAGCAGGAGUUUGUGCGGGAGUCGCUGCAGCUGCAGCGGGAGACGGUGCAGGUUCUUAGAGACUUCACGGGUGGAGCCAUCUCCCUCAUGCAUGACAAACUGAAUGGACGGCCAGCUUUAUAACACAACCCAGACGUGGAGAAGCUGUGUCCCUGACUUUGUGCUUGGCCCUCAGGUGCAGGAACAUUAAGUUCUGUUGGUUGGCGCGGCACGUAUGCUUACUGUACUUUAUUUUAAAACCUAAUUGGUACUUACAUAAAAAAGUUUUUUAUUAUUUCUACCGUAGGUGGAUUCCUCCUGCUUCAUUUUUCUAAAUUAUACACCAGAUUUAAAACUUUAAUUUUAAUGUGAUCUUGAUUAAAAAAAGAGUGAUUUUUCUUUUUAAAAUAUCUUGACGUUGAUUUUGUGUGUUUUGCUGUAUCUUUCCUUUGCCUCGGUGUCUGGAGAUUACCACAUGUACUGUAAUGGUUGAGUGGACGUCUGCACCUGACCAUCAUAUGGUCCUUAUUGUCUAGAAGCUCAAUAAGCUGUUAUUAGAUUAAUUCAAAGGAACUAUAUGUAAAGAGUUUGUGACUGUCUGAUCUUUGUCUUUUAUAUUACACAAACACUUGAAUGAAAAGAUUCCAUUUAGUUCUUUUGAAUAAGAAAUAAACCCCUCAUGUAGUAAAAA
Messenger RNA from Fundulus heteroclitus (mummichog), 2006 nucleotides. Its product is annotated as Myb_DNA-bind_5 domain-containing protein. Lineage: Eukaryota; Metazoa; Chordata; Actinopteri; Cyprinodontiformes; Fundulidae. The transcript is spliced from 5 exons. Gene Ontology annotation, cellular component: nucleus. Bases 401 to 1459 code for a protein of 352 amino acids. The record is from RefSeq and is a predicted model, not a curated record.